Molecule: messenger RNA, 4458 nt
Organism: Diachasmimorpha longicaudata
Lineage: Eukaryota; Metazoa; Arthropoda; Insecta; Hymenoptera; Braconidae
Product: protein RUFY3
Exons: 11
Coding region: 1405-3528 (707 amino acids)
Cellular component (GO): cytoplasm
Molecular function (GO): metal ion binding
Source: RefSeq, a predicted model, not a curated record
AAAGUUUUUUAUGGGGUAAAUAUUUUGAAUAUGUAUUAUUUUUAAAUUUUGAAACUGAAUUGCAUGAGAAACUUUUUAAAAACUCAUACCAAGUCAGGAUUAUUUGACAAGUCAGGAUUGACAAAACGAUAAUUCAAUUGACAAAACAAAAAUAUAAAAAAUUGGACCCUAGGACUAAUAUUGGAGCAAUCUGGAGGCAUACACAAUUUUGAUCUAGUCCAAUUUAUAUAAAUUGAUACGUCAUCUUCGAGAUGAGAUCCUCCACUGGAAAAGGUAUAAUUUUCCCCAUAUGUUCCUUUCGAAACACUUUUCUUUAACCAGGACAUUUGGUCAUUGGUCCAUACUUAGUAAAUGUCGAUUUUUUCUGACAAUCAUUCAUUACUUUAAAAUUUUUAAUACUGAGUAUAAUUGUCUUUGGUAGUCAUGAGUACUCGUCCACGUGUCACCCUAUCCUAGCUGGCUCUACCAGUUUAACUAAAUCCUGGAACUGCCCCAGAAAAAACAAAAAAGAACAGUUGAUACAUUUUUUUCACUUAAUAAAUUAUUUAAACACUAGCACUUUCGAGAUUCUUCUAUAAAAUUCAAGGGGUUGCACCAACUUGAAGCACCUCAAUUGCAACAGAAUAUUUUUUUAAGAUGGAUUCAUUUAUUCGUAAUACUUUGUUGCUUCAACAAAUAAAAUAAUUAUUCCCACUAAUGAAGUAAAUUCGAAAAACAUUCUUCCAAAUUCUCGAUUUGCAAUACCCAUUGACACAAUGUACGCGCUCAAUUGUUUAUAAACGUAAACAGCUGUUCAUUGAGAUGAUUCUCCCAGUACAAACCCCUAACAGCAGGUGACACCACGUGCUGAGCUCACCUUUUACCCAUUUCUCUCCCCUAUUGAUUAUCGUAGGUGGAGGUAAGGUCGUCCACCAGAAUCAAUACUGUCAUGCGCCGACAAGACCACACCGUCUCUUGUCGAAUUGUCUUCACGAUACCACAACGUGCACCGAAGAGGAUUAUUUCGUUGUAAUUCCGUGCUUAUCGUAACCGAACUCACAACAAUUACCUUUUGACAGUUGAAGUUAAUGCGAACACGUGUUUACCCAGUAGUCUAUAAGUUUGACAAUACGUUUUCUAUGCGAACGAUGUUGUACUGAUUCGGAAAACGUUUGACAUUUACCCCGCGACAUAAAACCGAACCAAACCCUCAAGUCACCUUUCAUCUAACAAUGAAUAUCAGGAAAUUCAACGAGGAAAUUUGAUUGCGACGCAUAAAGUCAUCAUCUCCACCGAGUUUAUCAACAAUCAUUAUCAGCUGAUCGAUAAAGAGCUUGCACUGCUAUCAAAGAUCGAUAACAAGAGAGGAAUAUCCAAGAAACAUCACCAGUGGAUUGAGGACAAGCGCAAGCACCAGUUGUUUCUAUGCGGCAGGAAACCCAGACCGGUUUAAAUCUUCGGCCCCCGCGUGACCUUCAACAGCACGGUGGCGCCAUGAUUGAACAAGACAUGGCUGGUGCACAGGACACUAUCUACCUGUGUAACUUCCGAGUAUCCGUUGAUGGGGAAUGGCUGUGCUUGAAGGAACUCCAGGACGUUGAGUUCUCAAUGCAGGAAUCAAUGCGUUCAUCAUCGCCACCCCUGGCCCUCAGUGGUAUACCAACUAAUCGUGUAUCUCACGAUCGUGAUCAGCAAACAACUGAACAAUCAGAGCUUUACGAUAUUCUUCCGCUAAGUCCACCGCCAAUUCAGCACUUUUCGAGCUUGUCUCGCGAUCCAGUGAUAAUCGAGCGCAGUAACCUCGUUAACAUAUCAAAAUUAAUAGUGAAAGAGUUGAUCGAGACAUCUCUCAAGUAUGGGCGCAUGCUUGACUCAGAUCACAUGCCUCUCCAGCAUUUUUUCAUUGUCCUGGAGCAUGUUCUGAGACAUGGCCUUCGACCCAAGAAGGGUCUGCUCGGUCCAAAGAAGGAGCUUUGGGAUAUUCUACAGCUAGUCGAGAAAUAUUGCCCUGAAGCACAAGACAUAACAUCGAGUAUCCGAGAUCUGCCGACUGUCCGAACGGCGAUGGGUAGAGCUCGGGCUUGGCUACGCAUGGCCCUAAUGCAGAAGAAACUCGCCGAUUACCUGAAAAUACUCAUUGAUCAUCGCGAUGAUCUUCUCUCCGAAUAUUUUGAAACUGACGCUCUAAUGCUUAGUGAAGAGGCUAUCGUAAUUAUGGGAUUGCUGGUUGGAUUGAAUGUCAUUGACUGUAACUUUUGUGUCAAGGAAGAAGAUCUGGAUUGUCAACAAGGAGUUAUCGACUUUUCACUGUAUCUGCGUAACAGCAAUCACAUACCUGGUGAUUCGCUUGAUGAGGAACUCGAGAAUGAUAACAUGACAACGGUACUUGAUCAGAAGAAUUACAUCGAGGAAUUGAAUCGUCAUCUUAACGCCACAGUUACAAAUCUUCAGACGAAGGUAGAAUCACUAACGACUACAAAUGCACUUAUGAAAGAGGAUUUGGCAAUAGCGAACAAUAACAAUUUGAUACUGCAAGAGGAGAAACGACAGCUCAAGAAGGAGUUGGGAAUCGAAGUUAAGGAUACUCACGAGAACGGCAAAGCACCCUUAAAGAUAACAGAGACAACGACGGAAAUUGAGGAGUUGAGGAGCAGAUUGGAAAACGAGAAGAAAUUGCGCCUCGAGGCUGAGAAGGAAUCGGAGUUGCAGAUCAGCAUGAAGUCUGAGAUGGAGGUAGCAAUGAAGCUUCUUGAAAAAGACAUCCACGAGAAGCAGGAUACAAUCAUUUCACUCAGGAGACAGCUGGAGGAUAUCAAACUCAUUAAUUUGGAAAUGUACAAAAAAUUACAGGAGUGCGAGAGUUCCCUAAAGCACAAAACCGAACUGAUUGCUAAGCUGGAGGCUAAAACCACAUCCAUGUCGGAAACUAUUCAAAAAAUGGAUGAAAAAUGCAAGGAGAUUGAUGGUGUAAAAACGGGGGUGGAGGAGCGUGUUCGGUUACUGGGGGCCGAAGUGGCGGAGAGGGAGGCCAGGGCGGAUGGUGUUGAAAGGGAAUUGAGAGUAGAACGCGAAUGGCGCACUUCCCUCCAAGGCGCUUCGAUAUCCAACACUGAAAAGAUUUCUCAGUUACACCAGGAGAUCGACCAACUGAAGCAAGUUAAAGAGAAAUUCUUGGCCCUUCAAGAAGAGCACUACGCCCUUCGUGAAAUAUGCACUGAACAAGAGCACACACUUGAAGAAUUGGGUGGCCAAUUGAGUGCAGCUAAACUAGCCGCCGUUGAAUUACGCGAAGCAGCGGACAAUGCUCACCAUCAAGCUAAUCAGGAUGGCACAGCUACAUGGGCGAAUGACCGACUUGUUACCCACUGCAAGGGCUGCACCAGAGAGUUCAACCUAACUCGUCGCAAGCACCAUUGUCGAAAUUGUGGAAAGAUUUUCUGCAAUGCAUGCAGUGACAACACCAUUGCCAUGUCGAAUUCAGCUAAGCCAGUGCGGGUGUGCGACGAGUGUCACGUUUUUCUCGUUGGUCGUUACUCGGUUGUGCAAUAAUGACAGGGAGUACAUUGGGGUCGUUUGUGGAUGGGAUCAAGUGUUCGAGAGGUAAGGAAUUUGGAAAGAUGAGCUUCUGCUCGAACCGCUGGGAGGAGAUGUCCUAACUGGGAAUGAUUUGACGAAAUUUGUGGGAAUCGGGUGGAUAGUAGUCCCUACCAUUCACCCCUCAAUCCUUCUCCUAUUUCGCCCUUACGAAUAUUGUGUUUCUCGCAAAAAAACUGAGGAUUUUUGUGUUUCUCAUUUGAAGACUAGUUAAUCAAAAGUGUUUUCCUCUAUUUUGAAAUAUUUUCCUGAAAAUUACGAGUAUUGUUAUUACGAUUGUUGAAGGCAGUCCUCUUUACUGCAUCUGCAGCAAUGGGAUCCAGAAACUUCACUACCGCUUUAUAAGGCCAAAAAUCCUUUUGAAUCUCCCAUUCCGAGUAUUUUAUCAUCACUAAUGGAGUAGAAUCAUCACAAAAAUUUGUUACACACAUCACAAAGCUCCUUUCGGGUGAAAUUGUGGCGUAUGAAAGCCGAAGGCGGAUGAUAUGUCUAUCAGCCUGAGUUUUCAUCCAUCGAAUCAUACGCUCUGAAUAAUAGUUCAUAUAGCAUCCUUUUGGGAUAAUAAAAGAAUUCUUCUGAAUUUAGUUUGCUCGCGCUUCGGUUUAGAUAGACCCGAGAGAUUUCAAGGCAUUACUAUCUAAUCAUGAGGGUAUGUGUAUCGUCCCGCCAUGGAGAUAUCAAUCCAACUCGACAAUCUGAGUGAAUAAUUUUGUCUUAUUACUGACUUUGCCGUACCCACGGUACUGGAAUUUUAUGCUGACGAUCUAUUUUCUGCUGGAGUAACUGUUGCCAGGAAAUUGUGAAAGUGUAUGUUGGAAGUUAUGUGAAGGCUGAGGAAAAAAAAUUAACGAAUUAUAAGAAAUAUAUUUUACAUGCAUAAGAAAA